AAUCAAAGACGGUAACCUCUGACGUGUACCAUUUGACUGCACUUGACUGAGAACUGUGAAACUGUUUUGCCCAAUAUUGUUGAUUGAUUUGGUGCAAAAUGUUAGGAAUAAUAUAUCUUCUGGCAGUAUGUAGCGUCUCUGUUGUUCACUCUGCUAGUCUUGAGACAGUAAGUGACGGAGAACUUACAAAUCUUAUAGGAACCGAGAAAUAUGUCGUCGUACUCUUCACAAAAAAAGACUGCGAGACAUGCACGAAUUUUGAGAAUGAAAUGAUUCAUUUGAGAGAGGAUCUGGUGGACUCUCUCUUUGCUUGGGUUGUCAAGGUUGUAGACAGCCAUCUCCGUGAACUUUAUAGCCCAGAUGAGGAACCUGUACUUGUUUUCUUUAGAUAUGGAAUACCUUUACUCUAUGAUGGACCAUUAAAUGAUGAGGAGAUCUUAUCUAUGUUUACUGAAAAUAAGGAGCCCACAGUAAAGGAGUUAACAGAUGAUACAUUUGAGCAUUUAACUCAAGCAAGUAGUGGGGCUACAACUGGAGACUGGUUUGUUAUGUUUUACAGUACAGAUUGUUCGGAAUGUGCUCGAAUGUCUGCUAGAUGGGAGGCUGUGGGUGCAAAGCUUAAACACAGGGUCAAUGUAGCAAGGAUUAACAAAUAUACAAGUGGAGCAUCCACAGCUAGGAGGUUUAAUAUAUAUGAAACUCCUGCAUUUAUAUUCUUCAGACAUGGUAAAAUGUAUCGCUAUCAAAUCCCAAAAUACGAUAUUAACGCGUUCGUAUUAUUCGCCAAAGAAUGGUAUAGAAAUGCGCGUGCUGAAGCUGUCCCUGUACCACAAAGCCCAUUUGAUGAUUUUGUACAAAUGAUUGCUAACGCUCUUCGUGAAAAUCCAUGGAUCAUGAAGCUCGGCAGUAUUACUAUCGGUGUAUUUAUUAUAAUUUCGGUAGCUUCUCAAUUUAGGCGCAAAACUGAUAUGCCUCAAAAGAAAGAUUAAUAAUUUUAUGUACUAAACAAAUGUUAUGGGUACUGUGCCAAACUAUUCGUAAGUACAAUGUUGUAUAAAAGCACAAAAAGCAGAUGGAUAAAUUAAACAAAAAAAUUAAGUCACUUGAAUUUCUGACAAAUUCACUUUAGUUACAAUAAAUUUUUAUAA
Messenger RNA from Dufourea novaeangliae, 1148 nucleotides. RefSeq lists its product as uncharacterized. The coding region runs from base 99 to 989 and encodes 296 amino acids. The record is from RefSeq and is a predicted model, not a curated record. NCBI's taxonomy places the organism in Eukaryota, Metazoa, Arthropoda, Insecta, Hymenoptera, Halictidae. The transcript is spliced from 6 exons.